AUGGAUCACUCUCUGUUCGGCUGCUUGCGGAGCCCUCAUGCUCCGGCACAGGCCCUGCAUCCGGCCUUAACCCAGUCACCGCUGGCCCUCCACGGACGCUCAGACCACAUCUCCUACCCCGACCUGCCGGGACCCUCUCCACCCUGCAGCUACCCGCCCGAGGAGGGGACCUUUGGGGGACCGCACCAUCGCAGUCACCCUCCUCAGCAGCACCCCCAUCAUCCCCAACACCAACCCGCCUGGCACAUCCCACAGAUGCCUUCUCCAGCCGGGGCACGUCACGGCCUUUGUCUCCCGCACCCUGACGCUGCCGUACAAGAGCUGUGCGGUGCAGGAGGGCCAGGAGCCCAAACCAUGUGCCCCUCCAAUCCAGGCGGCACUGACCCCUCUGGGGCUUCGUGUGUUUCCGGGGACUUUGGGCGACAGACUAUGUCUCCUGUGGAACCAGAGAGGAGAAAUGGUAAAGGAAAAAGUGACAGCUCCGAUUCCCAAGACGGGAGCUAUAAGUCAGACGUGAGCAGCAAACCCAGGAAGGAGCGUACAGCCUUCACCAAGGAACAGAUUCGGGAACUAGAGUCCGAGUUUGCCCACCACAACUAUCUGACGCGGCUGAGACGAUACGAAAUCGCUGUCAACCUUGACCUCACCGAGAGACAAGUGAAGGUGUGGUUUCAGAAUAGAAGGAUGAAGUGGAAAAGAGUGAAAGGAGGGCAGCAGGGGGCUGCGGCGCGAGAGAAAGAACUGGUGAACGUGAAGAAGGGAACGUUAUUGCCUUCUGAGUUCUCAGGCAUGGUGGGAUUACCCCACCCCAUCAGCUCUCCUGGCAACGAGGAUGACAGUCACGACAGCGACCACAGUUCCGAGCACGCUCACUUAUGA
Chanos chanos (milkfish) is the source of this 879-nucleotide messenger RNA. It is a transcript of the gene meox2b, whose product is annotated as mesenchyme homeobox 2b. The record is from RefSeq and is a predicted model, not a curated record. Gene Ontology annotation, biological process: somite development; positive regulation of transcription by RNA polymerase II. Bases 1 to 879 code for a protein of 292 amino acids. Lineage: Eukaryota; Metazoa; Chordata; Actinopteri; Gonorynchiformes; Chanidae. Gene Ontology annotation, molecular function: DNA-binding transcription factor activity, RNA polymerase II-specific; RNA polymerase II cis-regulatory region sequence-specific DNA binding. The transcript has 3 exons. Gene Ontology annotation, cellular component: nucleus.